GCUGUGCUUCGAUGCAAAGCAGGGAGAAAGCUGUCUAAAUAUGAUCUGCAGUUGGGAAGCUUGCUUCUUUUCCUGUCUUUCUUUUUAUUUCCUACCCACCCACCCCCUUCCCUCUGUUUGGACGCUACAGGCACUUGUGCUGGAGUUGGAAGCUGUUUGAAAAUGAACAUGGUUUAAUCCACUAACUGCAUGUUGGGUAAAUUUCAAAACCCACAUGGUCGUCCUCUUGCAGUGGAAAAAGUCGCAUCUGAUGGACAUUUUCUCUGCUUAUAGCAUAGUAAUGAACGUCUGACAGGCGUGACCUUUCAUAAGACAGCCUACACUACUGGCUUUCUGCCCAGAAUAUUGCUGCAACACUAUCUGUGAUUGGUUCUUUCCCUAACAUGCCUUGCUUCAGAAGGGGAAAACGGCCCCCUUUUUAAUAAAUCUACGAUGGCUGGCUGCAAUAUGCUACACUGUUGGUACUAAGAAGUGCCUUUCCUGACGUCUCUGCUGCUUGGAACCGCUUCUAGAGCAGUCUCUGCUUUUUGCCUUGCUUGCUGCCAGCUAGACUGCGACGACAGCACAUCCACCCUCCACCUCUAGCCCAGCCACCCCCUCCCUUCAUUUCUACUUAUAAUCGGGAGAAAAGCUCUAAGCAUCAGGCAUUGCCCUAGGCUGCUUUAGUCGUUCUCAUAGAAAUAAUUAUAAUAAAAAAGUUUGCUGGAAAAGUGAGAUAAUCUUCUGCCAGAAAGGGAAAAAAAUCAAAGAGAGGAGGGAAAAAAACCACCACAAUUUCUCAAAUUGUCUCUCUCUAAACUGCUGCAUCUGUCUGUGCCACCAAUUGCACCACACCAAAAAAAAUAAAAAUAAAAAUCAAAUAAAAAUAAUAGUAAUUACAAAUUGAGCUGCGUAGAGAUCCCUUUUGGACAACUUUUCCUGAGAGCAGCUUGGAAAUUCUGUGUUGAAGGGGCUGCCACUUUUUGCGCCUUCUAUUUUGGUCUCCAGUUUGGCACUCAGAAUGGGUUACUGAGAGCACAAGGCUCGAUCCAGGCCAUACUUUCAAAUGCUUAUUUUCCUUACGAUCUUAGCAUUUCUCUGAGUUCCAAAAACACCCCCCUCUUUUGAUUGAUAGUUCCAUACUGUGACUUUCUAGUGGGAAAUCUAUUCCUUGCUGUCGCGACAACACAAUUUUACAUCUUUUAACAUUGGGCUUGGGGCUUGGGGAAGUAUUUUGGAGGUGACAUUUUUCAUCGUUUCCCGUCUUAUCAGUUUGGCCUCUUUUUUUUUUAAUUUGUUUGUUUCAUUGACAAUUUUAACUACCUGUAAAAAUCUAAACAUGGCUGUAAGUGUCACACCAAUCCGGGACACAAAAUGGCUAACACUGGAAGUGUGUCGAGAGUUCCAAAGAGGGACUUGCUCACGACCAGAUACGGAAUGUAAAUUUGCACAUCCAUCGAAAAGCUGUCAAGUUGAAAAUGGACGAGUAAUCGCCUGCUUUGAUUCAUUGAAAGGACGAUGCUCAAGGGAGAAUUGCAAAUAUCUUCACCCGCCACCACACUUAAAAACACAGUUGGAGAUCAAUGGACGCAAUAACCUGAUUCAGCAGAAGAACAUGGCCAUGCUGGCCCAGCAAAUGCAACUAGCUAAUGCCAUGAUGCCUGGUGCCCCAUUACAACCAGUGAACCAUAUGCCUCAGACAUUCCAAAAAAGAGGGGGGGAGGGAUCUCCAUAUUUCAUCGACACUGAUUCCAUUUAUCAAUACCAAACACUAAAGAGAGCCCUAGACUAUUGGUCUUCAACUGAUGGGUCGGGACCCACUACCGGGUCGCAGACUGAUCUAAGAUGGGUCGCAACAGCAGCACUACCACAAUACAAAUAUAUGCCAAUGUUUUCAGUUGCACCAAGCUUAGCCACCAAUGCUUCAACAACCUUUAACCCCUACUUGGGGCCUGUCUCACCUGGCUUGGUCCCAGCAGAGAUCCUGUCAACAGGGCCAAUGCUGGUUGCGGGGAAUCCUGGUGUGCCAGUUCCUGCUGCUGCUGCAGGAGCAGCACAAAAGCUAAUGAGGACAGACAGAUUGGAGGUAUGUCGGGAGUAUCAGCGUGGCAAUUGUAACAGAGGAGAAAAUGAUUGCCGGUUUGCUCACCCUGCCGACAGUGCAAUGAUUGACACCAAUGACAACACAGUUACCGUCUGCAUGGAUUACAUCAAAGGGAGAUGCUCAAGGGAAAAGUGCAAAUAUUUUCACCCCCCUGCACACCUGCAAGCUAAGAUCAAAGCUGCCCAGUACCAGGUCAACCAAGCAGCAGCUGCUCAGGCAGCAGCUACUGCAGCAGCCAUGACUCAGUCGGCUGUCAAAUCACUGAAGCGACCCCUCGAGGCAACCUUUGACCUGGGAAUUCCUCAAGCUGUGCUCCCCCCAUUACCAAAGAGGCCUGCGCUUGAAAAAACCAAUGGUGCCACCGCAGUCUUUAAUACUGGUAUUUUCCAAUACCAGCAGGCUCUUGCAAACAUGCAGUUGCAACAACAUACAGCCUUCCUUCCACCAGGCUCAAUAUUGUGCAUGACACCCGCUACAAGUGUUGUUCCCAUGGUGCACGGCGCUACGCCCGCCACUGUGUCUGCAGCAACAACAUCUGCCACAAGCGUCCCCUUCGCUGCAACAGCCACAGCCAACCAGAUACCCAUAAUAUCUGCCGAACAUCUGACUAGCCACAAGUAUGUUACACAGAUGUAGACAUUUAAUCAUCAAACAAUCAUUUAAAAGAAAAGAGGACAGUGUGACUGAGUGAAGAAACAGAACAGGUCAUUAGCCAUAAUGUAUAUACCGUCAAAUAACAGCACCUGAAUUUCCUCAGCAGUAAGACAUCCACAUAUUGCAUGUUAACAAGAUGAAAUUACAACUUGGAAAUCCACUGCACACUGUUGCCUAUAUACUUUGUACAUUGAAUUGAUAUUUGUGCUGGGGUGAUCAUAUUGUCUCAAGACUACAGCAUUGUCUAUCUUUUCUAGCACACAGGUAUGCAAUGCAUGCACACCGACGUAUGCAUUGGUAAAACUCUUUCCUACAUAAUCAUGUAUGUCAUCUUGAAAAGACAGACUGUGAUGUAGCCAUAGAUCUAUUAUGUAUUGGUACGUCUGUAGACCAAGAUAUAAUUUUUUAAGUAAGUUUAUUUCUUUCAAGGUUUACAAAUAACAAAAGGUGCACCUUGUAUUUAAAAUUGCCAUUAUAAAAGAGAACGUGCAUGCACAGUAUAAUUUUUUUCCUUUUGUUUUUGCUUUUGAGAGUAAUAUUUUUUAAAUGUAAUAGAUUGUAAGAAGUGGUAAAAGAGGUAUCUGACAGAGAUGAAUGUGCCAAGUAAAAACCACAACUGUGUAUAUUUUUAAAGCACAUCAAUGGCUUUAAGUACCAUGUUGUUCAAGAUUCUCAUGAAGUGCCAUAGACUGUAAUCAAAGUAGAGUAUUAUUUCUGCAGUGUUACUUUAAGAGCCACAUUUUUGCUUGUUUUCCUAGUUGCUAAUCAGUCAAAGGGCACCCCUUCAGUUUUAAACCAAAGCUGUCUCAGAAAUGGCCACUUUUACCUUAUUUACCAGUAGACAGCACAUUUUUUAAAAGAGCAAAAGUAAAAACAGUCCUAGAAACAGGUUAUUCCUACGCAAACUGGAUCUAUAUAAAUCUAUAUAAAUUAUUAUAAUCCAUUGUAGCUGUAAUAGUUAUGCAAACUUAUUAACACACAGUAUACAUUUAAAAAAAAUAAAAAGGGAAAAGCCAUUUCUGAGAUACUGUUUGCAAAACAUUUGAGGAAUUUUCUUUUGCUUUGAAUUUCUAACCUCUAUCAAAAGUCCAAGAGACUCUAAAAGUGUUGGAGGAGAGGAGUUUUGCUUUCUGCUCAAAUGCAUCACUUCAAAGUCACACACUUCAAAAAAUAAGUGGCUCUAAUCAUGGGAGAAGCACUGACAUCAGAUGUAUGAUUUAAAAGAAAAACCAAAAUAAUGACGUAAGUGGAGAUGUUAAUUAGAAAUAGCUCUUUGGUGGGUUACGUAUUGGGGAGAAUUUUAUAUGUGAUUUCUUCUGUUCAGAUUUAACUGCUUAUAGCCUUAGAAAGCCUUUACAAAAAUGAAACAAAAAAAUAGAUGUGCAUUCAAGUUCUUAAGAAUGGAUUCAUCCAAAGGAAAUUCUUUUUGUGGUUUGGAUGUUGCAGCUAGUAAAGGAUAUAUUUUGCUCUGUUCAGCAAAGCUAAAAGGUUGCUGAGGUGUGGGCCAGGUCACUGGUAGUAUAGUGUGGAAUGGAAGAGGAGAGAGUUCAGUUCUAGAACUUUCCAUACUUCCAAGUUUACUUGCAAGUUUUUAUGCUUGAGAGAUGCUUUCUAGUAAAAAAAAAAAAAAAGAAUGAUGCGUUGAUUUUACUGAUUGUACUGUACAUCUAUUAAAGCCUUAGAUUAUUACAUUACGGGUUAAAACCCAUACCAAUGUAAUUUCAAUUGUGUUAAGAAAGUAUAGGUGACUUCACAUGUUAUUGUAGUUUACUUACAUUAGAGAAUACUACUUAUUUUUUCCUCGUUAAAAUAUUAGAUUUUAUUUCUUACAUUUAUUAGAUCAUUUUCAUUUUCUAUUACCAGAUGAAUGCCAUUUCAGUUUAUAGAAUUUUGUUUUAUUAGAUUUUAACGGAUGAAUUUUUCAAAAUAUGAAAAAAAUUAAAAAGUUUUUUUCUUCAUAGCAUAUGCAGUUUUGAAUUUACAUGUAGUGUCAUGAAUAUUCGUAUUCUUGUUAACUAAAUGAUUUAUAUUUUACUGAUUUAAUAUUACAAUGUAUGAAUAUCAGUCAUUGUUAGUUCUUGUCUAGUUUUCAUUAAAAGAACAAAGAUCUUUUAUAUUGAUAUCUUAUAUAAUCAUUGCUAAGUAAGAAGUUAAGUUGUUGCUAUUGCAACGAUCCUGGCAGACAACUGAGUAAUAUUUUGAUGAUUUAUUUUGUUUGUAAUUAAUUAUAAAAGAAAAAUCUAGUUCCUAGAUAUCAGAAUAAAAAUUUAUUUUCUACUGUAUCCAUUUCAAAUGUUAAAAUAUUGUUUAAAUAUUUUUUUGAAAUCCCUGAAUAUCAGGCCUUGUUAUAAAUAAGCUGCAUAAUCAACAGAUCAAGGGACUUUUUGUUGAUAAAUCCAAAUACUCAAAAGUUUACGUAUAACAAGAAUUAUAAUAUGUGUGAGUGCGUGUGCAAACUCUUGAGGGUUGAUUAUGCUGCAGUUUAGCAUGUGGGAAAGUAUAGAGAGAAGGUUGACCUUUUGCACUUCUGUAUAUAGUCAAAAAUAAAUAAAAGAGAGAAACCUGUAUAAUAGUAAGAUCUUAUUUUGAAUAAAAAUGUCUAUAAAUACAAGGAGUUUUGUUAAGGCUAUUGAAAAUGACAGGCUGAACAAAAUUGCUUGCAAAAAGUGGCACAGAGUUAGCACUCCAAACCCCUUGGAAAAAAAGUUGCUUUGCUUUAUGUGAACAGCUUCUAGUUUGCCAGGAUUCUUUCAGCUGGAAAGAUUGGCCCUCCUUCCCAGUUUUCAUGACUUAACAAAAGCUGCACUGGUCCAAAUCUGCCUGAAGAUCAUUAAUAAAUAAAAAAUAUUUUUUUAAAAAAUAGAAUAUCAAACAAACAGGUACUUCAAACCAUUAAAGGGAAAUCAUGGAUCAAAUAUGCCGUACAUUACUCAAAACAACUACUGCAUGUUUAAAGUAUCAGAGAGAGAGAGAGAGAGAGAAAGAAUAUAUACAUAUAUAUAUAUAUAUAUAAGAUAUAUAUUCUAUUCAAACCAGUUUCUGACAAAUUUCAGUAGUUUUAUUAUUCACACACCAAGACACAGAAACACAAACACACACACACAAACAGAAACCAAUAUUGACUUUCACAUACUCACAAAAAGUUUUUUAAAAAACUCGUCAACAGGCAAACCAAAACAAAACAUCAUAGCUGUAAUUGUUAUGUAAUUAUUUUUAUUGCUGUAGUGAUCCUGUUCUUUUAGCAGGUGGAAAAAUAUCAAAUUUACCAUUUUUAUCUUAAAGCACUUGAUAAACCAUGUAAUAUAUAUGAAGCCAAAGUGAAAGGGUGGGAAUGGGUUGGGGGAGACGACUAUUGGAUUUGAUCCUAUCUUGUCAUUAACACUGAUGAAUUAGGCUGCAAUCCAUGUCUACUCAGAAGUGAGCUCUAUAGGGUUCAAUGGGAUUUACUCCCUGGUAAGUGUGUAUUGGAUUGCAGCCUUAGUCAUGUUGCACUUCCUUGCAACCCUGCAAUUUUCAUCUGCUGAAAGGACAGAUGUGCUUGGUUUUUACUACUAUGUAAUCACAGACUUAAAUUUGCUUGAUAGUUGCUCCAAAUUAUGUACUCUGUCCUGGGCCGCAAUUUGUUUUUAUGCUUACUUUAUUAUUACUGCUAUAGUUGACCUAGCUGUAUGGAGAAAAAAAUAAAAAUAAAGUUAAAUUGCCCUAAUAAA
Molecule: messenger RNA, 6447 nt
Organism: Rhineura floridana
Lineage: Eukaryota; Metazoa; Chordata; Lepidosauria; Squamata; Rhineuridae
Gene: MBNL1
Product: muscleblind like splicing regulator 1
Exons: 13
Coding region: 1319-2719 (466 amino acids)
Biological process (GO): DNA integration
Molecular function (GO): nucleic acid binding; metal ion binding
Source: RefSeq, a predicted model, not a curated record